UGUUUUUAGUUUCCCUCGGGCGUUUAGUCAUCACGAUGCUCAGUAGCCAUACGCCUUUUUAUAUAAAAUUUAUGCGAUUUUACCUGAUAAGUUUAUACCAGUAUUAGUAAUAUUGCCCCACGGAGUAGAACAUGACUGAAGAUAGCUCAGCUGAUCAGUUGAGUGUCCCAGAAUGGUUAAGUGUGCAGUUUGUGACCGAAGUUCUGAGUAGCCACGAAAAUGAACCGGACCUCAGGGUUACCAAACUGGAUUGCACCCCAGGAAGUGCCCAAGGAGAUAACUAUGCCAGUGUUAUAGUUCGUGCUCUGGUGGAAUACACAACCCAGAAGGGAUCCUUCUCCAAGUCUCUAAUUAUUAAAACGGUUUUGGAAAUGUUUGCCGGUUCAGCUCUAUUUAAAACUGAAAUAGGCAUGUAUAGAAAGGUCCUGCCAGAGUUCGCGAGGAUAUUGCGAGAACACAAUGAUACAUCCAGGCUUUACGCGGACUGUAUUUAUUAUAGUCUGGAACCACGUCAAGUAAUGAUCUUUGAAGAUCUGUCCGAGAUGGGUUAUGCCAUGGUGCGAAAUCGAGAGCUCACGCAUGAGGAGAUCUGUGGUGCAUACUUGAAACUGGCCAAAUUUCACGCACUUAGCAUGAAGAUUAUUAACGAGCGACCAGAGUUCGUUAAGGAAUUCAAGGAUGGCAUUUGUCUAGUUGAUAUACCCUAUAUGAGCUCGGGCAUGGGUUCGUUUAAGGAUUUUUUGGGCCGCAUUCCUGAGUUGGCCAGCUACAAGUCGCACUUUGAGAAGAUAGAAGUCCAUUUUAAGGACCGACUGCGUGAUAUCAUGAAGGAGUACCAAACCAAUCCUCAGCCUGGAUACUACGUGCUCUGCCAUGGGGACUUCCACACCCGGAACAUAAUGGUUAAGCAUAAAGAGGAGUCCGGAAGCUUCGAGGAUUGCAUGCUGCUCGACUACCAAGGCUGCUGUCUUGCUCCUCUGGCUGUGGACCUCAUGUAUUCCAUUUACCUGCUAAUGGGCCGGGAACAGCGCAUUGGGCAGUUCGAGACCUUAAUGAACUACUACUUCUCAGUUCUGCGCGAAAGCCUCAAAAAGAUUGGCUACCACGGAGUAUUGCCAGAUCCCCUUGCCUUCUGGACGGAAAUGAGCCGCCUAAAGUAUUACGAGUUUCUUUUUCUCAGCACCUACUUGCCCAUGUCGGUAGGUCUGAACCUUGCGUCCGCAUCUAACGAAGAAACUGAUGAAAAAUUACGUGACUUUAUUGAAGAAUGCAAAAUAAUACUGGCCCGAUUUGAAAGAUCUGGAUAUUUUGAGGAUUUAUAA
Messenger RNA from Drosophila erecta, 1322 nucleotides. RefSeq lists its product as uncharacterized. Bases 132 to 1322 code for a protein of 396 amino acids. The record is from RefSeq and is a predicted model, not a curated record. NCBI's taxonomy places the organism in Eukaryota, Metazoa, Arthropoda, Insecta, Diptera, Drosophilidae. The transcript has 3 exons.